This is a messenger RNA of Dermatophagoides farinae (American house dust mite), 1005 nucleotides long. RefSeq names its product transmembrane protein 222. The record is from RefSeq and is a predicted model, not a curated record. Lineage: Eukaryota; Metazoa; Arthropoda; Arachnida; Sarcoptiformes; Pyroglyphidae.
CCAUUUUCCAGUCCUAUGCCGUUCAUUCAAACAUUUAGACAACCAAAAAUCGAGGUACCACUUUUUGUAGUUCUUUCGUGUUUUUUUUUCUUGUAUCCAAGUGUGUGUGUGUGUUGAAAACAAAAUGUUGAAUCAAUUGAUAGCCAUAAAUCAUGUUAACCAAUAUACAAUUGGUACAAAUAAUGAUGAAGAUGAACAUUUGAAAAUUAAUCAUAUCAAUGAUCGAUGGGAUCAUGUACAUCUUUAUAAUGGGCUUAAGCAAUAUAAUAUUGAUCCAGAUAAUCGACGUUAUCCAUGUUGUUUAGUAUGGACACCAUUACCAUUGAUUCAUUGGAUUUUACCGCCAAUCGCUUUUAUUGGCCAUCUAGGCAUCGGACGUUCCGAUGGUGCUGUACUGGAUUUUGCUCGGCCAUAUCGUGUAUCAAGAGAUUCGAAAAAAUAUGGUCGAAGAUUAAAAAUUCUUCCAUUGAAUCCUAAAUUAGCAAAUGGUGGUACCAUAGAAUCUUGGGAUAAUGGUAUUGAACAAGCUGCGAAGAUAUUUGCUAAAAAACCGCAUCUAGUCUUAUUCAGUAAUUGUUAUACAUUCGUUGCAUUGGCAUUAAAUAUAAUGGAAUAUAAUGGACGUUCUGAUUAUAGUGGAUUAGAAUUAUUUUGGUUAUUACAUAAUCAUUCAGAUUAUCUUGAUACAAGAGCAUUCGUUCGUACUUGGGCACCAUAUGCUGUGAUCAUUUUAGUUGCAUUGUUUUUACAUUUUCUAUUCACAAAUUUGAUUACACUUUAAAAAAUUUUUUUUUAAAUAGAUAGAUUUUGGAAAUUUUUUGGUUAAAUUAUCCAAGAAUCUCAUGAUCAUUCACGAUGAUCAUUUCAUGAUCAUGGUGAUUUGUUAAUCACACACAUGACAAUCUUUUUUAUUCAUUUUUUGUAUCAAUUAUUGGAAUAAUUAUUGUUCUAGUAUAUUGAAUUUCAUAAUAAAAUAAAAUAAAAUUAAUCAAUUUUAUAUUACAA